Mizuhopecten yessoensis (Yesso scallop) is the source of this 341-nucleotide messenger RNA. RefSeq names its product protein phosphatase Slingshot homolog 3-like. The annotation marks the transcript as partial. Gene Ontology annotation, molecular function: phosphoprotein phosphatase activity; actin binding. Gene Ontology annotation, biological process: negative regulation of actin filament polymerization; actin cytoskeleton organization. Gene Ontology annotation, cellular component: cytoplasm. The transcript is spliced from 2 exons. The record is from RefSeq and is a predicted model, not a curated record. NCBI's taxonomy places the organism in Eukaryota, Metazoa, Mollusca, Bivalvia, Pectinida, Pectinidae.
GGCUCUGUGUGUCCGUAGCUACGGGAGGCUCUGGAGGAGAAGUUAAAGCUGAACCUGAAGAGCCACAAGCAGUUUGUGGAACAGGAAAUGAUCACCAUCAUGGGUCUGAUGGACUCCCCCACCAUGAUCAAAGACUUCCUCUUCCUGGGAUCAGAGUUUAACGCCUCUAAUCUGGAGGAACUGACGGAGAAUGGGGUGGAUCACAUACUCAAUAUUAGCCGUGAGGUCGACAACUUUUUCCCGGAGAUUCUAACGUACAUGAACAUCAAGGAGUGGGACAAUGAGGAGGCGGACUUGUGUAAACACUGGGACGACACUAACAAAUUCAUCGCCAAGGCCAG